AUGGACAGCGCACUACCCAUGGCGCCUCCCGCCAAGUCGCCCUUGGCCCGAUAUCGCAUGCUGUCGCCGUCUGCCUCUGUUCGAGUUAGCCCAUUAUGCCUCGGCGCAAUGAACUUUGGCGACGCCUGGAAGAACUGGAUGGGCGCAUGUGAUCAGGCCACCACCGAAGGCAUCCUCGACUUUUUCUUCGAGCAAGGAGGAAACUUCAUCGACACUGCCAACAACUACCAAUGCGAAGAGUCAGAGAAAUGGAUCGGCGAGUGGAUGAAGAAGCGCGGCAACCGUGACCAGAUGGUGCUCGCCACCAAGUACACCACCAAUUUCAAGGCAGGCCCGAACCAUCCCAACGUCAUGGCCAACUUCACCGGCAAUGGGGCCAAGAGCUUGCACACUUCAGUCAAUGCCAGCCUGAAGAAGCUGCAGACCGACUACAUUGAUCUGCUCUAUGUCCACUGGUGGGACUACAGCACCUCGAUUCCCGAGCUCAUGCAGUCGUUGAACCAUCUCGUCGUCAGCGGUAAAGUCUUGUACCUGGGCAUCAGCGACACUCCGGCGUGGGUCGUCAGCAAAGCCAAUGAAUAUGCGCGCAAUCACGGCCUCCGUCAGUUCUGCGUCUACCAAGGCUGCUGGUCCGCGGCCUCCCGAGAUUUUGAACGCGAAAUCAUCCCCAUGUGCAGGGCAGAGGGCAUGGGUCUCGCACCUUGGGGUGCUCUCGGUGGCGGCAAGUUUAAGAGUGAGGAGCAGCGCAAGUCCUCGGAAGGCCGACAGACGGAUUACGCAGAGGUCGACAUCAAGGCCAGUCAGGCGCUCGAGGCCGUGGCCAAGCGCAAGAACACGGCCAUUACUAGCAUUGCCCUGGCCUAUGUGAUGCACAAGGCGCCACACGUCUUCCCCAUUGUCGGCGGCCGCAAGAUCGACCACCUCAAAGGCAACAUCGAGGCCCUCACGAUUCAGUUGAGCCAGGAGGAAAUCAAGGACAUUGACAAUGCAGUGCCCUUUGAACUCGGGUUUCCCCACUCCUUCCUGUGGCCUAAAGGCGUUCCCGAGUCGUCCGGAGACAUCUGGCUGCUCAACACGGCCGCCACCUACGACUACGUCAAAGAUACCCAGCCUAUCACGCCCCAGAAAGGAGGGAAGUAG
Hirsutella rhossiliensis is the source of this 1140-nucleotide messenger RNA. Its product is annotated as aldo/keto reductase family domain-containing protein. Bases 1 to 1140 code for a protein of 379 amino acids. The record is from RefSeq and is a predicted model, not a curated record. The transcript has 6 exons. Gene Ontology annotation, molecular function: oxidoreductase activity. Lineage: Eukaryota; Fungi; Ascomycota; Sordariomycetes; Hypocreales; Ophiocordycipitaceae.